Lodderomyces elongisporus is the source of this 1281-nucleotide messenger RNA. It is a transcript of the gene ECM33, whose product is annotated as Ecm33p. Gene Ontology annotation, cellular component: plasma membrane; fungal-type cell wall. The record is from RefSeq and is a predicted model, not a curated record. The coding region runs from base 1 to 1281 and encodes 426 amino acids. Gene Ontology annotation, biological process: fungal-type cell wall organization. The transcript has 2 exons. Lineage: Eukaryota; Fungi; Ascomycota; Pichiomycetes; Serinales; Debaryomycetaceae.
AUGCAAUUGAAGAACAUCUUAGCUAUCUCAGCUAUUGCUGGCUUAGCUUCAGCAGCUAACAACUCUACUUUGACUACUGCUACCCCAUCAGUCAAGAGUGAUUGUUCCUUCUCCUCUUUUACUGCUACCAACUCAGCUCAAGUUGCCUCUGUUGCUGCUUGUGAAACCGCUGUUGGUGAAGUUACCAUCAAUGGUGACGCUUUUGGUACCGUUGAAUUGACCGGUUUGGAACAAUUGUACGGUGACUUGUCCAUCUUGAACGCCACUCAAGCAACUACUGUCAAUGCACCAACCUUGCAAUUGGUCUCAGGUGCCUUGGAAAUCAAUGCCAACACCAUCUUGGCCAACUUGAACUUGGCUCAAUUGACCACCGUCGGUACCUUCAACUUGAACGCUUUGCCAGCCUUGGAAUCUACCGGUUUGACCGCUGGUCUUACUUCGGCCGAAGAAAUUAUCAUCUCAGACACUGGUUUGAACCAAUUGACCGGUAUCAAUGUUUACAAAUUGAAGGUGUUCAAUGUCAACAACAAUGACGAUAUCGACACCAUCGACUCAGGAUUGCAAGAAGUCACCGACACCAUCGACAUUUCAUACAAUGCCGAAAAAGUUGACGUUAUCUUGAACCAAUUGAGCUCAGCAAAGAAUAUCAUCUUGCAAUCCAUCAACUCAUUCCAAGCACCAAACUUGACCGUUGCCAAUGGUUCCAUUGCAUUCACCUCAUCCUCAAUUGAAGAAAUCAAGUUUGCAAACUUGAAGUCCAUUGGAAACUCAUUGACCAUCAACAAGAAUGACGACUUGGAAGAACUUGACUUCCCUAAAUUGACCUCCAUCGGUGGUGCUUUGCAAAUCUCUGACAAUGAAAACUUGAAAUCAUUGGAUGGUUUCUCUGAAUUGGAGACCGUUGGUGGUUCAGUUAACAUUAACGGUUCUUUUGACAAUGGUACCUUUGACUCCUUGUCAAGAGUCUCUGGUGGUUUCAUCUUGAAGAUUGACGGUGAAUUGUCAUGUUCCGCAUUCAACAAGUUGAACUCCAACGGUGACGUUAAGGGUGACAAAUUCCAAUGUCAAGAUAAAGUCACCACCUCAUCAUCCUCAUCCGCUAAAUCAAGCGCUACUGGCUCAUCAUCAGACUCAACCGAUGGCUCAUCAUCUGGAUCCGACUCUAGCUCAUCCGAAUCUGGAUCAAGCUCAUCCACCAAGGCAUCUGAAGGUGCUUCAAACGUUGGCAAAUUGGCUUCUGUUGUUGCCGCUUUUGCUGCUGUCGGUGUUGCAUUGAUUUAA